Arabidopsis lyrata subsp. lyrata is the source of this 972-nucleotide messenger RNA. Its product is annotated as pectinesterase inhibitor 3. Gene Ontology annotation, biological process: negative regulation of catalytic activity. Gene Ontology annotation, molecular function: enzyme inhibitor activity. The coding region runs from base 60 to 674 and encodes 204 amino acids. The transcript has a single exon. Lineage: Eukaryota; Viridiplantae; Streptophyta; Magnoliopsida; Brassicales; Brassicaceae. The record is from RefSeq and is a predicted model, not a curated record.
UCUCCUUUUCAUUUACAGACAUAACCCUAAUUUGGUCUCUCACUCUAAGCCGAUAGAGAAUGGCUCCUCCACACAAGCUCUUCCUCCUCGCUAUUGCCUUCGCCAUCAUUGUCACCGCCACCACCGUACACGGUCGUCAUAAUGGUGCAAAAGAUAUCGUUCAUUCCUCCUGCGAACACGCGAGCUACCCAUCACUAUGCGUCCGUACUCUUUCAUCUUACUCCGGUCCAACCAUCACCAACCGCCGUGACCUAGCUCAAGCCGCCGUCAAAAUCAGCCUCUCCCACGCUCAAAGCGCCGCGAAGAAACUCACGGUGGUGCGAGACUCGGUGGGGAAGAAGAGGCAAGAGAAAGCGGCGCUUGUGGACUGUGUGGAGAUGAUUGGAGACUCGGUGGACGAUUUAAGCCGCACCCUCGGUGUUUUGAAGCACCUCCGUAUCUCUGGGGGUUCGUCUAAAGAGUUCCGGUGGCAGAUGAGCAAUGCACAGACGUGGGCUAGCGCGGCGCUUACCGAUGACGACACGUGUCUCGAUGGGUUUGAAGAGAUCGACGGUGAUAUCAAAACGGAGGUGAAACAGUGGAUGACGAAGGUGGCCAGGGUUACGAGCAACGCGCUUUACAUGAUCAACCAGCUAGAUGAGACACGUGGCAAACCCCACGACGUACAUCUUUGAUGUUAAUGCACUAGAUCGUUUAAUGGACGGUCGUGGUUGUAUGUUGGUUUUUUUAUUCGUGUGUUUUAAUUGUGAGAUUAUCUCUACUAAAAUGGAAAAUGAAUUUUGAAAUUAGACAAUUUCCUUUUUCGUAGUUCUGAUUAUGGAAUAUUAAAUAAAUGUUAUUUUAUCGUCUUUGUCACUAUAAGGUAUUAUGGAUCCGUUGAGAUUCGAUUGUAAGUGUGUGUUUGUUUUUAAUUUUUAUUCGUGUGUUUUAACUGUGAGAUUAUCUCUCUAAGAUAGAAAAUGAGUUUUGAAA